GGCUACGGGCUGCUGGACGCCGGGGCCAUGGUGAGCCUGGCCAAGAACUGGACCACAGUGGGACCUCAGAGGAAGUGCGUCAUCGACGUCCUCACGGAGCCGAAGGACAUCGGGAAGCGCCUGGAGGUGCGGCGGAAGGUGGACGCCUGCCUGGGGAAAGCCAACUACAUCAGCCGGCUGGAGCACGCGCAGGCCAGGCUGACGCUGUCCUACAACCGGCGGGGAGACUUGGCCAUCCACCUGGUCAGUCCCAUGGGCACCCGCUCCACCCUCCUGGCCGCCAGGCCCCAUGACUUCUCAGCCGACGGCUUCAAUGACUGGGCCUUCAUGACAACACACUCGUGGGACGAGGACCCCUCUGGGGAGUGGGUGCUGGAGAUCGAGAACACCAGCGAUGCCAACAACUAUGGCACGCUGACCAAGUUCACGCUCGUCCUGUACGGGACGGCCACCGACGCCCCCGGCCUCUCCAACCAGCUGGAGAGCAGCGGCUGCAAGACCCUGGCCCCCAGCCAGACCUGCGUGGUCUGCGAGGAGGGGUACUACCUGCACCAGAAGAGCUGCCUGAAGCGCUGCCCCCCCGGCUUCGCGCCCGGCGUCCAGAGCACACACUACAGCCUGGAGAACAGCGUGGAGCCCAUCGCGCCCCACCUCUGCCUGCCCUGCCACCCCUCCUGCGCCACCUGCGCGGGGCCCGGCCCCAACCAGGGCGUCACCUUCGCCAGCCUCAGCUGCGUCUUCAUCGUCGUCAUAUUCGUCACCGUCUUCCUGGUGCUGCAGGCGCGCUCAGGCUUCAGCCUGCGGGGUGUGAAGGUCUACGCCUUGGACAGUGGCAUCAUCUCCUACAAGGGGCUCCCCUCCGACAUCUGGCAGGAGGAGGGCCCCUCCGAGUCGGACGGUGAGGAUUACGAGGCCCACAGCGAGAGGACUGCCUUCAUCAGAGACCAAAGUGCCCUUUGA
Molecule: messenger RNA, 960 nt
Organism: Tauraco erythrolophus (red-crested turaco)
Lineage: Eukaryota; Metazoa; Chordata; Aves; Musophagiformes; Musophagidae
Source: RefSeq, a predicted model, not a curated record